Rhinichthys klamathensis goyatoka is the source of this 2718-nucleotide messenger RNA. It is a transcript of the gene drc7, whose product is annotated as coiled-coil domain containing 135. Gene Ontology annotation, biological process: flagellated sperm motility. Gene Ontology annotation, cellular component: motile cilium. NCBI's taxonomy places the organism in Eukaryota, Metazoa, Chordata, Actinopteri, Cypriniformes, Leuciscidae. The coding region runs from base 93 to 2687 and encodes 864 amino acids. The record is from RefSeq and is a predicted model, not a curated record. The transcript is spliced from 17 exons.
AUGGUUUUUACGUUGCUUCCAUUGGAUUAAUCUUCGCUUUAAAAUUAUUUUAAUUUAAGAACGAACGGCGGAGAGAUUCAAUUGAUUGAACUAUGGAGGUGUUACCGGAGGCAGAUUGUGAAGAGGACGCUACUAUAACAGAUGAUGAAGAGGGAGUUCGAGAAUUGAAGAGCAGGCUGUCUAACAUACGAAUAACCCCCACAGUUACACACAUAGCAAACCCAAGACCUCAAGUGGACCUUUCCAAAUGUCCAUCCUCAUAUAAGGAGAACUCCUCACAGGAGAAGCUCAUGUUUGCGAUGGCUGAAAACUUCCGUCAGCAGUAUGCUCUUUUAUAUCCUGAUAACAAAGUGCUUCUUCUGUGUCCUGUAAAUGAGUGCGGUGUUCAGAAAUUUGUAAGCACCACCUUGCGAAGCACAUUGCUGCCGUAUCCUGAGCUGUACGACUGGGAGGGAUGUGCUAGUUUUGUGUCUGAUUAUCUCACGUUGGAGCUCUUGGAUCCACCAUUUGAACUUCCCAAGCAGCUGUCAUCGCCCACCUGGGUUCUGCAGACUCAGAGAGGCACAUGUUUUGAUUUCUCCAGUGUGCUGUGUAGCCUGUUGUUGGGCGCAGGAUACAACGCUUACUGCGUCAGUGGGUACGCUACUAAAGAGAUGUGUCUUCUCGAUCAGUCACGGGAAGAAUGUCCCUUACUGCAGACUCAAAUCCAAGGGAAAACAGAGGAACCGAAGAAGACAUUGAGGAAAUACUCUGUGAAACCCCCACGCGACUUGCACAGCUCCUUUGAAAAGCAUCAAGAGGAGAAACGGCAGACAGAAGCUAAAGAAGCAGCGCUGAAGGAACAACUGGAAGCUGAGAGACUUCAGAAGGAGAAAGAACGUCCACCACCCGACCCUCUUCUGGGCUUGAGAGUUCACAGCUGGGUUCUGGUGCUCUCAGGGAACCGGGAGGAACCUGAGAACUUCUUCAUUGACCCUCUGACAGGCAAGAGCUACUCCACCACCAAUGAGAACUUUCUGGGCAUAGAGAGCGUCUGGAACCAUCAAAACUACUGGGUCAACAAACAAGACUGCACUUUCGGUUGUGGGGAGAUGACCUUUGACAUGGGCGAUCUAUCAAAGUGGGAGUAUAUGUUGUGUGGCCUAACUAGCCAAUCAAUGUCAAACAUUUCUGAGCCAAAGACACUCCAAGAGUCAGAAGAUGAGGAAGAAGAGGAAAUGGAUGAGCUGAAAGUGUUUGAAAUGCCUCCAUCUUGGGUGACUAAAAUAGAGAUUUCACCCCCAGAUAUGGAAAUGCGUUUUCCAGGGGGUAUGAAGGUUGUCCAGUACAGGAAAGCCAAGCUGGAGAAGUUUGCCCCUUACCUUCAGAUAGAUGGUCUUGUGACAAAACUCACCAUUUAUAAAGACCUUGAUUGCACACAACCCAGCACUGUUAAGGAAUGGUUCAGUCACCGAGGUGACUGUCUUGACGAGAGAGAACUUCACACAGACAGCAAUGUGACAUCUGAGCAUUUCAGGCCUGGAAGAAAGGAUGCUCUCAGAUGCCACAGGUACGUCACUUUAGUUCCUGAGACGGAGCGCCAGAUGGACUUUUAUAGUCAUACUCGCACUGACGGUCUAGCCAGAAGAAUCGAGAAGCCUUUCGAAAUGACAGAAACCUUUGAAGAUCGGACUGACUUCCUCUUUUAUCGACAUGUUGUUUACGGAAAGCAAGUCAAAGUGAUUUGGGCUGGAGAGGCUUUUGAACAACGGCCUAUAAGGAGGGUGGAGGAGCGGUUCCACAGAGAUCCUUCUAAGCCGGCAAGUAAAGAUGUGGCUGAACGGGUCUUUAUGAUGUCUGACAGACGGAUCCAGGUGACCUAUCAUCUAGAGGACGACAGGAUCAUCCCAGCUUGGCUCAACUUCAUGAAACCCAAAGAAGCGGCAGACUCGCAGAAAGCACAAGCUUUUACUCCACAGAUGGUUUCUGGCUUUCAGGUGGAUCGUUCUGCGAAACCCUACAAGAACUUGAAGUUGCAUGAAAUGCUUGAGCAAUUGAUGAAAGACGAGGAGAACGUUGAACUUGGGAUCAGAGAUUCGGAAAAAGCGGUAUUACAGUUCACAAGCACAACAACAAAUGUUUUUGUUCAGCCGAUCAUAUUGACGUUAGCGUGUGUGUUUCAGGUAAAGUCCAUUCUGUCUUCGAGAAAAAAGGAGGAAAGUAAUACUGAUCUGCUGGUCUCUAUAUACAACACUAUGAGGAACAAGAUGGCACAUCAGCACAUGGAAGAAAAGGAACGUAUGGCUAAAGAAAAGAAGCAGCGGCAGAAAGAGAAAGAGCUGGACCUGUUGGCUCCUUUUCAGGCCCGACUGGGACUACCAGAAGCCCUCACGCACCAGGAAGCACUUCAGUUGCAGACAGAGUGUCUGACUGAGUUUAAACAGCUGCUUAAUAACAAAACCAGCCGUAUCCAGAGCAGAAUCGAAAAGGAGAUAGAGGAGUUGCAGAAGAAGCAGCAGUGGUACCAGAAGAGCCAGCUCCCCUUGACCGCUGAGGACGAUUACCUCGCCUACUACUCUGAAGCCAUGUUCAGGAUCCACAUCCUCAAAAUGAGACUCAGUCGACACAAGGAGAGGGGUCCUCAGAAGACUCUGGCCCUGGUGGAGAAUCUAAAAAGACAUCCAAAGUUGGCCAGUCACUCAUUGUGACACAAGACAAGUGUAUCCUUGUGGUCUACCA